Messenger RNA from Struthio camelus australis, 3184 nucleotides. The record is from RefSeq and is a predicted model, not a curated record. NCBI's taxonomy places the organism in Eukaryota, Metazoa, Chordata, Aves, Struthioniformes, Struthionidae.
GCAUCAUGAAUGAAUCUGCCUCUAGUGGGAAUGGACAAGAGUUUGAUGUAUUUAGUGCUAUGGACUGGAAAGAUGGGAUAGGUACUUUGCCAGGAAGUGAUCUAAAGUUUAGAGUGAAUGAAUUUGGAGCCCUGGAAGUGAUUACAGAUGAAACAGAGAUGGAAAGUGUUAAGAAGGCAACUGCUACCACAACUUGGAUGGUGCCAACUGCUCAAGAAGCCUUUUCAGAAAAGACAGGGAUCCCCACAAAGUUGAAGGAAACUGCAAAAGUGGAUGGACUUGUUUUCUGUGAAAACUGUUAUCGCUAUGGUACCAUAGAAGAAUUUGUUCCUGAAGGGAAAUUUUGCAGCCAGAAAUGUGCCCAGCAAGUAAAAAACAAUAGAGAACCAAAGGAGGAAAAGCCCAGCGCGGAAUGCAAUGGUGAAGAUGAUUCCAAAGGUGUUCGGAAGAGAAAAACAAAGUUGCCUUUCAAAGAAGAGUCCAAGGAUAAUGGAGAGAAGAAGGAGAAGCCUGAUGAAACUGAGGACAAACCUGAAGGAAGGAUCUUGAGAGUCUCACAACGGGCCAGAAGAAAAAGAAAAGGGGAAAUAACAGUUUUGAAACAAACUGUACCCUCUAAAGGAAAGCAAGCAUGGUGUUGGGCAUCCUAUCUGGAGGAAGAAAAGGCCACUGCAGUACCAACUAAGCUUUUUAAAGAGUAUCAGUCUUUCCCAUACAACAAAAAUGGAUUCAAAGUAGGAAUGAAACUGGAAGGCGUGGAUCCAGAGCACCAAUCGAUAUACUGUGUUCUGACGGUGGCUGAGGUUUGUGGCUACAGAAUACGACUCCAUUUUGAUGGAUACCCAGAUUGUUAUGAUUUCUGGGUGAAUGCUGAUUCUUCAGAUGUUCAUCCUGUUGGAUGGUGUGAGAAAACAGGUCACAAACUUCAUCCACCUAAAGGAUACAAGGAAGAGGAAUUCAACUGGCCUGCAUAUCUAAAGGCGUGCAAGGCUCAAGCUGCUCCCAAAUCUUUGUUUGAAAACCAGAAUGUGACAGUGAUUCCAUCGGGAUUUCGAGUGGGAAUGAAGCUUGAAGCUGUAGACAAAAAGAACCCUACUUUCAUUUGUGUUGCUACGGUAACAGACAUGGUGGACAAUCGUUUUCUGGUUCAUUUUGACAACUGGGAUGAGAGUUAUGACUAUUGGUACCAAGCUUGUAGGACCCUGAAAAUACCUCGGAUGCGUAAGUUUUACGCCUACCAACUGCCAUCUGUAACUACAACUGAAAAGUUCUAUUGGGAUUACACAGAGCGGUUGGCCUUCCGUUUUCCCUGCACCUGUGAGUGUGAGGCAGCUAGCCCACAUAUUCAUCCUGUUGGAUGGUGUAAAGAGCAUAAAAGAACUCUCAUCACCCCACCAGAUUACCCACAUGCUAAACAUUUUUCUUGGGAGAAAUAUUUGGAAGAAACCAGUUCCUUACCUGCACCUGCAAGAGCUUUUAAAGUGAAACCUUCUCAUGGCUUUCAGAAAAGUAUGAAACUUGAAGUGGUUGACAAGAGAAAUCCAGUAUUUAUCAGAGUAGCAACUAUUAUAGAUACCGAUGACCACAGAAUAAAAGUCCAUUUUGAUGGCUGGGAUAGUAUUUAUGAUUAUUGGACUGAUGUAGAUAGUCCCGAUGUCCAUCCUGCAGGCUGGUGUGCAAAAACCGGACACCCUCUUCAGCCCCCACUUAGUCCCUUGGAAGUAGUGGAAGCUUUGGAACAUGGAGGGUGUCCCACAGCAGGAUGUAAAGGAGUUGGGCACAUUAAAAGAGCAAGACAUAUCGGCCAUCAUAGUGUAGUCAGCUGCCCGUAUUCUGAGAUCAACUUGAACAAAGAAAGCCUCUUACCUGAUCGGUUAAGUGGGGAGAUGCCUGCAGCCAGUCCUGGCCCCAGAAACAGAAAAGUGGAAGGUAGUGAAAGAUCCGCCUCUCCUGUAAUCAGUGAUGGAAAAUGCCCUAGUCCUGGUCAUACAGGCAUGAAAUCUCCGGCUCAUAAUCGAUCAUCUGGGAAGUCUGUGUCAGAAAUGAUUAAGCAGGAGGAUACGGAAAGUAAAUCUCCUUGCAGGAAGCCCCUGUUAUGUGAUGUGAAAGAAAAGAAGCCAUCUGGUGGAGUGCAACAAACAAAGGACUCCAUAAAGAACAGAGAGCGUGAAGAAGAGGAGAUGGAAAAUAAGCUGCUCACUUCAAAUGAAAUUAAAGAUGUUGAAGAACCCAGUACCCAAAGGCUUUUCCCUCAACCAGUAGUUGUGUCUUCCAAGUUGCAAAUCCCUGGCCUACCCUUGCGCUGGGAACAGCAGAGCAAGCUCCUUCCAAGUGUUGCUGGGAUCCCAGCCAGUAAAGUUUCUAAGUGGAGUACAGAUGAGGUUUCUGAAUUCAUACGGAGUUUACCAGGAUGUGAAGAACAUGGCAAGGUGUUUAAAGAUGAGCAAAUUGAUGGAGAAGCAUUUCUGCUAAUGACCCAAUCAGACAUAGUCAAAAUAAUGAGCAUUAAACUGGGACCAGCCCUAAAAAUCUUUAAUUCCAUUCUGAUGUUCAAAGCUGCAGAGAAAAACUCACACAAUGAACUUUGAAGAUAAUGGAAAAUGUGUACAAACCAGCUUUCUCCACGGGAGCUCAUGUUUUAUUCAAAGCACAAAGACUCACUAGAACUGUUGAAUAAGGACUCUCAGAAAAGAAGAAAAGUAGGUUCGGCACUGGUGGACUAUUUAUAUUCUCCUAGAGCCAGUACACAUCUGAAUCCUUCUGGGAAGUGCUCAAGCUUUUAAGAAGUUACUGCAUAACAACCGAGUCAGCUAGUCUUAUUUACCAAACUAAUGGCGCUAAUUUUCCAUGGAUGGUUAGGAUCCCUGACUUUCUCUGGACAUCAACAAAACCUUCAUUAAUUAUUUAUGCUGUAUUAUAUGAGGGAAUGUUAAUAUUUUUUAAGAAUUCUUGAAUUCUACUUCAUGUACCCAUUUUACUUUUCAGUAGCUUUUACUUUGUACUAUCAAAAUAAAAAACUGGUUGGCCAAAAAUUAGGCUACAGGUAGCCAGAUGAGACUGUUAUGGCUAAUAUGAAUUUGUGCCAUAGUUUAAAAACGAAACACUUAAUGCUACAUACGUGACACUUUAUGCUACAGCGUAUAACUUUACCGAUUACAAAAAUGUCUGUUUGCUUGUAACAAAA